AUGGCGAAGGAGACUUGCACGCCGGAGUGCCUGUGGGCUGAGCGGAAGCCGUUUGUGUUUUUGACAGUUGGAGUUUCUUCUCCGGAAAACUUGAAAGUGAAUUUGCAAGAAAAGAGUUUGGACUUUUGCUGCAGCAAAGGAGACAAACAGUACCACUGCCACCUCGACUUCCCAGAACCCAUCAACGUCGAGGAGAGCAAGUACAGCACUCAGCGGAACGUGCAGUUCAAGUUGGUGAAGAAAGAAGCCAAAAGAUGGAGAAGAGUUUGCAAAGAAAAGCAACAUUUCAUAAAGUGCGAUUGGAGCAAAUGGGUGGACUCCGAAGAAGAAGAGGGGGGCCCCCUGGGGGACUUCGGGGACUUCGACAUGGACUCGAUGGGUUUCGGGGGCCUCGGGGGGGCCCCCCAGGGGCCCCUCGACUUCGGGGGCCUCGGGGAGGGGGGCCCCCUGGGGGGCCCCCUGGGGGGCCUCGACAACGAGGACUCCGACGACGAGGCCGACUUGCGGGACUUGGACGCCCCCCUUGACCAGGAGGGGGCCCCCCCUGCUGCUGCUGCUGCUGCUGCUGCUGCUGCUGCGCCGGGCGAGCAGCAGCAGGCCGAGAAGGAGGAGGGCGCCCCUGCUGCUGCUGCUGCUGCAGCAGACGAGCAGCAGCAGAAGGCGCAGCAGCAGCACAACCAGGACGCCAGGCCCGAGGCCAAUGCGCGCUCCUAG
Messenger RNA from Eimeria necatrix, 714 nucleotides. RefSeq names its product p23 co-chaperone, putative. Gene Ontology annotation, cellular component: cytosol; nucleus. The transcript has 3 exons. Gene Ontology annotation, biological process: chaperone-mediated protein complex assembly; protein folding. Bases 1 to 714 code for a protein of 237 amino acids. Gene Ontology annotation, molecular function: Hsp90 protein binding; protein-folding chaperone binding. The record is from RefSeq and is a predicted model, not a curated record. Lineage: Eukaryota; Apicomplexa; Conoidasida; Eucoccidiorida; Eimeriidae.